AUCCACGAACAUGGGGCGAAGCGGCGGCCGCCGCGAGUGCUGGCCGCGAGUGCCGCCGCUUCCCUGACGCCCAAGCUGGGGCCUUGCAGCUUGACGCAGCCCCAGCUGCCGCGGUACGAACUCGCCUGCCCGCCCUCCUCCCGACUCUCCGCAGGGCCAUGUGAGGGGGCAGCUCCCUCCGCAGCCGCCGCCUCCUCCUCCUCUUCCUCCCCCUGCCCCUCCCUCCCUUCCCGCCCACCUCACGCAGGGCCCUAGUGGAGCCCCCACUGCUGCCCGCCCUCCCUACGCAACCCCCACGAUGGACAGGAACUACCCAACCUCGGAUUUCGCCGACCCACCGCCGCCGCCCCCGCCCCCCGCCGCCCCCGCCGCCGCUGCCGCCUCCAGCGCCGCCGCGCAGACCCCGACCCCCGCCUGGGCCUACGAACCCCGAGCCCCGGCCGCCGCCUCCAGCCCCAGCUGCAGCAGCGGCAGCAGCCCCAGCCUCAAGGCCAGUUUAAGUUAUGAAGAAGGACAUCCCUCAGAGUCUGAAACAGAUCUCCUUCAGAGACAGACGUUUGUAGCCUCUCAUCAGAUUCCUGGAUAUGCCGCCACACCUCAACCAACUGGUCUUUCAGGAAUAUUUGAUACUAGCGUGAACAGUGCCAGCACUAACACUAAGGAAUCUUCCGUGAUGAAUUUUCUCUCCACUGUUGAGUCCCGAACUGCUCAGGCUGCUUCUUCAGGAACUACUCUUUUACCACAAUUCAGGGCUCCAUCCUGGCAGACAGGUAUGCAUUCCUCAGCAGCAACUGAGCUGUUUGUUACUGGACCUUUGCCAACCACUGGAACUCUUCCACCACCUGCCCCUUCUGCUUAUCAGCAUCCUACCACCUUUAGCAAUAGAAACUUUGCCACCACCUCACCUUUGGUGCUUCAGGAUUCAACUUUUAACACUACAGCAAAUGGAAUAUUAAAUCCUCAUGACCCUUUGCUGCAAAUUAAGACUUCCCAAGGAACUGUUCCAACUGCUUUGGCAUUUGAACGCCUGGGCAGUUCUGCAUUAAGUAACAGCAUACCACCUCAGUCUUCAACAUAUCGCUCGGCUCAAGAGUCUGCACCCCAUCUUUUACAACCUCAGUUUAGUUUGUUGCCUUCAGCACUUGGGGGAGCCCAGCAGACUCCUCAAGCCUACAAUUCAACUCUCUUCACUAAUUCUACUGCUUCCAUUGAAAGAGCUCUUCUUCGAGAAUGUAGUGUUAUUAAACACCAUCAGCGGCCUUCAGGUACCCAGUCUAUUCAGGCACAACUGACUGGUUCACAGCAUUCCUUACAUAGUUACCUAUCAAAUACAAAUGUAGUUAGCUUUCAGGAAACAACUAGGCAGUCAUCCUUAUCCUGUAGCCCAAUUGGAGAUUCUACUCAGGUGAGCAAUGGAGGAUUGCAACAGAAGACCCCACAGGUCUCUGUGGAACUUGCUCAGUCUUACUCAUCUGCAAUUCCAUCAUCAGGGUAUGCUGCUUCUACUACAACAGUAAAUAACUGUUCUACAAAACAACCACUAACAUCAACUAAGAUCCCAAAACCUCAAAGUGUAAUUCCUCCUGUGCAAACACUAAGCUAUGCCAAACCUUUACAUAACCAGAGUUCUGUAAUAUCAGGUCAAGCACAGAUUUAUUCUACAGCGCAGCUACCAAGCCUGUUAUCAGUUAGUCAGUCCCAAAAUUAUGGUUUAGUACAGCCACACAAUGCACCAUCUAUUGUUCAUUCACAGGUUUAUAGGUCCAGCAAAGUGGAGAAAUUGCCAUCCUUGUAUAAAACAUUGACUUUUUCUGGGUCUUCUCAGCCUAUAACUUCUGAAAGUCAAACACUCAGUUAUUCAUCCAAUCAGCAAGAAGUAUUAUCUUCAGUUACAAAUGAGAAUUACCCUGAUCAUACAAGAGAUCUGUCUUCAGUUAGUCAGUCUCAAAGUUAUUCAUCUAGUCACUCUCAGGGUUUAUCACCAGGUAGCCAGACACAGGUUAGUUAUUCAUCUCAAUCACAAGUGUUGUCAGUUGUUAGUCCUUCAGAAAGCUAUGCUUCAGGGCAGUCCCUGACAUUAACAGCCCCAUCUCUUUCUUACUCUUCUGCCUCUCGGGCUCAGAAAUUGCCAGACUCUAACUCAACCCAGAAUUAUAUUUCCAUUCAUUCUUCUCAAAAUGCUCAGACUCAAGGGUCAUCAUCUCCCCAGUCCCAGAAAUUUUUGCCUGCUAUUCAGUCAUCAUCUUUUGCAUCCUCUACUCAUUGUCGGACAUUACAAAAUAAUAUACCUUCCCCAGAUCCAAAGUCUUAUGCUGAAAGAAAACUUGACUCAAAUGUGUAUACAUCUUCAAAGCAAGAAGAUGAUUUUCCAAUUCAAGAGUUACAAGCAUUGCAGCCACAGACAUCUCUAGAGACAUCAACGCAAAGGCUAUCUGAUGGGGAAAUGAAUGCUCAAGAAUCAACUUACAAGGUAUCAAAGGCAGAUGACAGAUAUUCUCAGAGUGUAAUCAGAAGUAAUUGCCAUCUUGAAGAUCAAGUUGUUGGGAUUACUCCACAAGGGUCAAAAAAAGAAGAAAACUUGGUUGGUUCAGUGACACAACUUAACCAGCAAAUUGGCCAAGCCAAUAAUGCAGCAACCCUUGAUCUUAAGAAAACUGAUUUAAUGCAAACUCCACAAAUAAGGCUGAAUGCUAAAGACCUAAGCCAACAGCAUUCUCUUAUACAUAAGGUUCAUGAAGCCAAGGUCCAGGAACAGCAUGAUCAAAUAAUUAAUGCAUCUCAGAUUCAAAUUCCAAAUCAUGCUUUAGGACAUGGCCAUCAGGCAUCUCUUCCUAAUACACAGCUUCUUUUGGAUUCUGCAUGUGAUUUACAGAUUCUUCAACAGUCAAUACUGCAGGCAGGUUUAGGACAAGUAAAGGCAUCUUUACAAGUUCAACGUGUCCAAAGUCCUCAACAAGUAGUGAAUCCUUUCCUACAAAUGGAUGGUCAUAUUAUUCAGAGCAAUGGUGAUCAUUCUCAACAGCAGAUCCAUCCUCAAAAUUCCGAAAUUAUGAAAAUGGACCUCUCUGAAUCCUCAAAACCAUUACAGCAUCUUCCAACAAAGGGCCAUUUCAGUGAAACAAAUCAACAUGAUUCAAAGAAUCAGUUUGUUUCUCUUGGAUCAAUAUGUUUUCCAGAGGCAAUGCUUCUCAGUGAUGAAAGAAAUAUUUUAUCAAAUGUAGAUGAUAUCUUAGCAGCUACAGCAGCAGCUUGUGGAGUUACACCUUCUGAUUUUCCAAAGUCAGCUUCAAGUGAAAGCAUGCAGGCUGUUGAAGGUGGUGAUUCUAAAUCUCAUUUUCAGCCAACAUUAGAUGUCAGUCAUGUGACUUCAGAUUUUAACUCUAUAACAGCUACAGUAGGAAAACCACAGAAUAUAGAUGAAAUUUCUUUAAAUGGGAAUCAGGUUACUGUAAACCUUUCAUCCAUACCUACCCUUCAGUCAAAAAUGACUCUUGAUCAACAGCAUGUUGAAACACCUGGUCAAAAUACACCAACUAAAGUAACUUCAGCGGUAAUUGGACCAAGUCAUGAAGUCCAGGAGCAAAACUCUGGCCCAUUCAAGAAACAGUCUGCUACCAAUCAUGAAUCUGAAGAAGACAGUGAAGUUCCUGUUGAUAAUACAUUAAAUAAUAACAGAAACCAAGAGUUUGUUGCUAGUAGUAGAAGCAUAAGUGGAGAAAGUGCUACAUCAGAGAGUGAAUUUACUUUAAGUGCUGAUGAUAGUAAUGUAUCAGUGAACCCCACAAGAAGUGCACUUGCACUGUUGGCCAUGGCCCAACCUGGGGAUCCAAUCAGUGUGAAGACUGAAGAAGAAAACCAAGAUCUAAUUCAUUUUAACCUUCCAAAGAAAAAAGCUAAAGGAAAAGGACAAAUUAAAGAUGAAGACAACAAUAAUCAGAAACAUCUGAAAAGACCUUCCCAAGGCAAACGCCAGAAUCCCAUGGGAACAGAUAUAUAUUUACCAUAUACUCCUCCUUCCUUGGAAAGCUGCCAUGAUGGUUAUCAGCAUCAAGAAAAAAUGAGACAGAAGAUCAAAGAAGUAGAGGAAAAACAGCCAGAAGUCAAAACAGGAUUUAUUGCUUCUUUCUUAGAUUUUCUGAAAUCUGGGCCCAAGCAACAGUUUUCCACUCUUGCUGUUCGAAUGCCUAACAGGACCAGACGACCAGGAACCCAGAUUGUUCGUACAUUUUGUCCCCCACCACUUCCAAAGACUUCAUCUACAGUACCCGCACCUUUAGUGUCUGAAACUGGAGGCAAUAAUAGUCCAUCAGAAAAAGCUGAUAACAAACUUAAAAACUUGGAACAUUUAUCUUCAUUUUCUUCUGAUGAAGAAGAUCCUGCUGUAUGCAGUCAUGAUGUUUAUAAAAACAUCUCUACUCCCUUAAAUGCAUUGGAUGCAGAUUCUGAUAAAAAGAAGAAAACAGAAGCCCUACACGUGGCAAGUUCUAGCCCAUCUGCCAAUACUACUAGUACUGUUACUACUUCCUCCACCACUGUGGGUGCAGUUAAGCAAGAAUCUCUCCAGUCUACUUCAUCUGCAAUAAACAUCCUGGAAAAUACAAAUUCUUCAGAACCCCCAAAACCCAUUGAACUUGAUGGUCUUCCUUUAGAACAGUUUGCAAAAGAACAAGACACUGUUGCCAUAGAAGGUUUUACAGAUGAGGAAAACACAGGAAGUGGAGGAGAAGGCCAGUACAGAGAGCGUGAUGAAUUUGUGGUAAAGAUAGAAGACAUAGAGACUUUUAAGGAGGCUUUAAAAUCAGGAAAAGAACCCCCAGCUAUUUGGAAAGUACAAAAAGCUUUAUUACAGAAAUUUGUUCCAGAAGUUCGAGAUGGGCAAAGAGAAUUUGCAGCUACAAAUAGUUACCUUGGAUAUUUUGGAGAUGCAAAGACUAAAUACAAAAGGAUAUAUGUGAAGUUCAUUGAAAAUGCAAACAAAAAGGAGUAUGUCCGCGUGUGUUCCAAAAAACCAAGAAUUAAGCCUUCACAAACUAUCAGAACUGUUCAACCUAAGCCAACUAGUAGCAGUAAAACUUCUGAUCCUCCAACAUCAAAAACUACAACAACAAAAGCUCCUUCUGUGAAACCCAAAGUUAAACAGCUAAAAAUAAAAGCUGAGCCACCACCAAAGAAACGGAAGAAAUGGAAAGAAGAAUUUUCUUCUUCGCAGUCUGACUCAUCUCCUGAGAUCCAUUCUAGUAGUAGCGAUGACGAGGAAUUUGAUCCUCCAGCUCCUUUUGUCACUCGCUUUUUGAACACAAGAGCAAUGAAAGAAACUUUUAAGAGUUACAUGGAAUUGCUUGUUAGCAUUGCCCUGGACCCUGACACAAUGCAAGCCUUAGAGAAGAGCAAUGAUGAGCUGCUUUUACCUCAUAUGAAAAAAAUAGAUGGCAUGCUAAAUGAUAACCGAAAGAGACUGCUUUUGAAUCUUCAUUUGGAUCAAUCAUUUAAGAAUGCUUUGGAAAGUUUUCCUGAACUAACAAUAAUUACUCGAGAUUCUAAAACAAAAAGUGGAGGAUCUGCUAUUUCUAAAAUCAAAAUGAAUGGCAAAGCUUAUAAUAAGAAAACUCUAAGGACUUCUAAAACAACUACUAAAUCUGCACAGGAGUUUGCUGUUGAUCCAGAGAAAAUACAUUUGUAUUCCUUGUAUCAUUCACUCCAUCAUUAUAAAUAUCAUGUUUAUCUGAUAUGUAAGGAAGAGAUUUCUUCUGUGCAGAAAAAAAAUGAAGAUUUAGGACAAGAGGAAAUUGUUCAACUUUGUAAAAAUGUAAAAUGGGUGGAGGACCUGUUUGAAAAAUUUGGAGAACUUCUAAAUCAUGUACAGCAGAAAUGUUCCUAACAUUUCCACAACAGUCCCAUCUUUUUUAUAGCACUAAUGAAUGGCGGAGGUGGGGUGAUCACAGAUAAUCAGAUGUCGAGCAGAGGCCUCCUGCAGUUACGCCACUUCCGUCACCAAGCUUUCACCAGGACCUCUGCGGAAGGACAGUGGUGCUGCCAGGGAAGUCAGUCCUUAGAAAUGGACCUCAGUCCCACCACAUUUUUAUCCUAAUGAAUGAUUUUUCUAUUUUAUAAACCAUUGGGUAACUGAGUUUUAUUUUCAGAAAUGUUUUUUGACAAAUGAUGAAGCAUGCACUAAAUAUAAAUUUUUCUUUAUUGCUAGAGAGAUAACACUUAAGUAACUUCAUUAUUUCUGACUCUGGCUACAUGCCAGAAUGAAAGAGGUGGCAGAAAGCAUGCAUUUAUAUUCAUGUCUGGCCACAAAACUGAAAGUAUUGUACAUUAUGUAAACAGAUCUGGUGUGAUGUAACAUCCUAUAUGAGAAUAUCAUCGAUUUAGAAUAUAAAGUUCAGAAACUGCAUUCUGCUUUAUGGACUCCUUUUAACAUGUUCAGGAAACUGGAUGUGGAAUUGGUGCAAUUCUAUGACUGCUUUUUGUGUCAAAUUAUAUUGUAAUGAAAAAAACAGUGACAGACUAUUUUCCCUAUCUCAAAGAAAAGUAUUUUUGUUUAUACUGUGUUUUCCCCUCUGGAAAAUUUCAAUUGUACAUUUUAUUUUACUAAUAGUUGUAUUUUUCACAAGGAAAAUGUCAUGGUUAUAAUUAUGUUCUCUGUAUCUGUACUACACUUCAUUGCUUUCAGUAAAUCCUAUUUAGUUAUAUGUUGAAUUUCUGUUGUGAAUUUUAUCUUGAGGUAACUGUUUUUGUUCAUACGGAUUUGCUUCAGUGUUAUCCAGAAUAUGCAUUCAGUGCUAGAAUUCAUUUAGCUUUAUAAACGGGGCUGUGUUAGACACUGCAGCAAUUUCCUGAUUCAUUAAAUAAAUUUUUUUAUUAAACUAGUA
This is a messenger RNA of Sciurus carolinensis (gray squirrel), 6875 nucleotides long. It is a transcript of the gene Qser1, whose product is annotated as glutamine and serine rich 1. The record is from RefSeq and is a predicted model, not a curated record. NCBI's taxonomy places the organism in Eukaryota, Metazoa, Chordata, Mammalia, Rodentia, Sciuridae.